CAAUUCAUCAAGACACCUACCCAAAGGCCACCGCACUAACGGGCCGGGUAUUCGCGAAGGGUCUGGAUCUGCUCCUCAAUUUCAUAUAUAUAUAUAUGACACUCGGAAACAACGGGCGUGAGUUACUCGUCAAGAUGCUCUCCUCCGACCACCAAAAGACCCCCUCUCGUGGUGGCUGGAACGCCGCCAUUUUCAUCAUCUUCGUCGAGGUUGCAGAGAGGUUUGCUUACUAUGGCCUGAUAGGUAACCUCAUCAUGUACCUCACCAAUGAGCUCCACCAGCCCACCGCUGCCGCCGCCAAGAACGUCAACUUGUGGAUCGGCCUCUCCUCCCUCUUCCCCGUCCUCGGGGCCAUCGUCGCCGAUUCUUACCUCGGCCGCUUCAAGACAAUCAUCUACUCCACCUGCAUUUAUUUCCUGGGAAUGGUUAUGCUGUGCUUAUCUGCUUCGGUGGUUCCUCGGCCUUAUCGUGAAGGGGCAUACUUCGUGGGGCUUUACAUUCUGGCGGUGGGAGAAGGCGGCCACAAGCCUUGCGUGCAGACCUUCGCCGCCGACCAGUUUGAGGAGGAGACUGAUGAGGACAAGGAGGCUAAGAGCUCAUUCUUCAACUGGUGGUAUUUGGCUAUAGUUGUCACCGCUACUGCUGCCACACUUGGUAUCAUCUAUAUUCAGGAUAAUGUGAGCUGGGUGCUGAGCUAUAGUGUCUUGGCAGUGGUAAUAGCAGCAGGCCUCCUAUUAUUUCUACUCGGAAUCCGAAGGUAUCGGAACGAGGAUAAUCUGUUGGGGAGCCCCUUCACGACGGUGGCGCAAGUAUUUGUGGCGGCAUCUUGGAAGUGGCGCGUAAAGACGGGUCGUCGGAAUGAUGUUGUCUACUACGGUGAUGAUGAGGGUGAGAGCAGUGGCGUUCACUCCAAGCACAAGACAUUGGCUCGUACUAAACAAUUCAGAUUUCUGGACAAGGCAAUGAUUAUUGACGAACAUGAUGCGUCAAGCAAAAUGAGGAAUCCUUGGAGGUUAUGCUCUCUAAAUCAAGUGGAAGAAGUGAAGCUUGUUGUCCGUCUAAUUCCCAUAUGGUUGAGCUGCCUAAUGUUUCACGCAGUUCAAUCUCAACUCCACACCUACUUCAUCAAACAAGGUUCCACGAUGAUCAGAUCCAUCGGACCCAACUUUCGGUUCCCCCCUGCAUCACUUCAAGCCCUAGUUGGCAUUGUGAUCGUAACUACCGUUCCAAUCUACGACCGGAUUCUUGUCCCGACAGUAAGAAAGUUCACAGGACAUCCCGCGGGCAUAACUGUCCUCCAACGAAUUGGUGUGGGCCUAUUCUUGUCCAUAAUCAACAUGGUUGUGGCAGCUCUAGUGGAAGCUAAAAGGGUUGGUGUUGCAAGAGAAUAUAACCUCAUGGAUAACCCAAAAGCAAUGGUACCAAUCAGUGUCUGGUGGUUACUCCCACAAUACUUUAUCACUGGUUUGUCUGAUGCAUUCACCGUUAUAGGACUCCAAGAGUUGUUCUAUGAUCAAAUGCCAGAUGCAAUGAGAAGCUUGGGAGCUGCAGCAUACAUUAGUAUUCUUGGAGUUGGAAGCUUUCUUAGCACUUUCAUCAUAUCCUUGGUGGAAACUAUUACCAGAAACUCUGGUGAGCCGUGGUUAGGUAACAAUCUCAACCGCGCACACCUUGAUGACUUCUACUGGGUGCUUGCAGGACUAAGCGCUCUAUUUUUCGGUGUUUAUGUGUGGGUUGCAAAGCGAUUUGUUUACAAGAAAGUUGUAGGGGAAGCAUCAAGCGGGGAGGUGUGAAACUAUAAGAUCAGAUCAUGGCAUGGUUAGUGAAACAGAACUUACGCGAACUUAUGGUGGUGUGGUGAUAAGUACUAGUACUAGCAGUGAGACUUCCUAAAUAGUUUGAGUGCACACCGAACUAUUAGAUCUUGUCUGCUCUAUAACAAACAUUAUCAGAUUAUAAUUAAGUUUUACAGUGAGUCUAAUCUAGUGCACUAUUUAUAA
Molecule: messenger RNA, 2000 nt
Organism: Rosa rugosa (rugosa rose)
Lineage: Eukaryota; Viridiplantae; Streptophyta; Magnoliopsida; Rosales; Rosaceae
Product: protein NRT1/ PTR FAMILY 5.4-like
Exons: 5
Coding region: 96-1793 (565 amino acids)
Biological process (GO): transmembrane transport; oligopeptide transport
Cellular component (GO): membrane
Molecular function (GO): transmembrane transporter activity
Source: RefSeq, a predicted model, not a curated record